AUGGGUAAAAAGGUGAAAAGUACUCUAGUACUGAUUAUUCUUAAAAAAUAUUUCUGUUUUUUUUUUUGUGUUUGUUUGUUUUGUUUUUUGUUUUUUUUUACUUAAUGUUUUGUCAAGAGAUCAUAAUAGGACUCUUCGCUUGGUUUUGUUUUAUUCUUUCAACUCGGAACCUUCCAUCCCAUGCGGCCGAUUCCGCUUUUGUUCUGAGCCCGUAGUAAUGUCCCAUUGCGGUUUUCCAGGUUCUUGCGCGGGGACUGGGCUUCUCACACCGUCAAAGUUGUGUCGUUGUGAAUUUCGUUUGAAGUUGAUGGGUUAUCUCUGCUUUGAAAGGUAACGUUUUUUAUCGUUUGUAAAAGAUCUUAAGACCAGAAUCCUGCUGCAAACUGUAAGAAAUUGUUUCGCCUGCCAUCUUAUCGCGGAAAGUUUUAUUUAGCGAGAGCUGUAAAUCGAGGACAGCCAAGUAUUUCUAAAGUUACUACUACAGUUAGAACCUGUCUCCUCAACGGCCGCCUUGGUGACAGAUCAUAAGAACGUGGCCGUUGUAGAGAGUUAAUGUAUGGACUGUCCGCCAAAAGGCUAAAAAAGGUGCCGUUGUAGAGAGGUUUUAGCAAGAGUCAAUGUAUGAACUGUCCGCCAAAAAAAGUGGCCUUUGCCUUUGGCCAUUAGUGGACGUUCGACUGUAUUUCAGUAUUUAAGCUUCUAUCUCAACCGCAGCAAUAUAAAUUAUUUCAAAAUUAAAUUAAUUUAUAAAAUGCUUCAUUUCUGAUGAUUUCUAUGAACCUUUAAGCUCUAACGCAGAUGAAGAGGACAUAAGAGUUAAACUGACUUCUCUGAUCUGUAUUGUUACGUAGAAAGCAUAAAACGUGGUAACAUCAUACAUUGUAUGACUGUUUGUCAGUUUACUUUUGUCUCUUUUUGUAGCCAGAUGUAAUACAAAGUGAAAAGACCAAACAGAACAACAUAUGCACAAUGGGAAAUACAGGCCUUGGGAAACACAGAGACGUUCAUAGCUCGGAUUCAACCUUGGAAUUUGAAACUGGCAAGAAAAUGUUCCCCAGUGAACAUGAAGCCAAGAGGAUUUUGUCAGGUGCGUUGAAAUGUUGUAUCAGUACAAACUGCAUGAGAUGAAGAGUGCCUUAUUACUUAACCCUUUAAGCCCCAAUAUCCACAUACAAAUUCUCCAAACUGAUCUCCAUAGAUUUUCUUAAGAAUUACUUGAGAGAAUUUGAUAAAAGAUCAUGGCAUUUUUCCUUUGGUGAUCAUUUUAUUAAUUCUCAUAACUUUAUCUCUUGACAAUGUAUGGAUAUUAUUAGGAGAAAAUUGUUUUUGGUCACUAUUGGCACUUAAAGGGUUAAUACUUGCCAAAGCACACAAAUUAUGCAUGUGUCACAUGCAAUCAGAUUGAAAAUCCCAAUCACACCCCUUAUUGGCCAGCUCAGGGGUGAUUAGCCAAAUACUAUUCACCUCCCAGCAACCAAAGAGAAACAAAUAGCUUUUGAGAAUGAAAGUGGACUUUUUUAUUGAGCACAGAGCAUUGGAUUCCAAAAUAGUGUAAUUUUGGUACCGAAGGUCAUUCAUUUGAUCACCUAUUUUACCGUGUGACUUUGUGAGCAUCAAUAUGCAUUGCAUGGUGCACAAGAUUUCAAAAUAAAAAUUCAUAGCAUUUGGCCAGAAGAAAUUAAUUCUUUGGUUUGACAGUUACUUUUCUGUCCCAGGUAUUUCCUAAAAUCAAUUUAUUUAUUACUCAGGAAAGUGUUGGUUAAAGUGGUGAAUAUUUUACAGCAAGGAGACCGCUUUUGAUUUAUUCACAUUCUUUCGUGCAGAUUUAAUCCAAUCAGAAGCCAGCUGGAAACUGUCCUCAACUUCUGAUUGGUUAAUGUCUGCUUGAAAGAAUGUGAGUUUAUUAAAGGAGGUCACAGUUUUGGGCUCCUUUCUGUUAUACCAAACCAUGAAGCAGCAAAGUAAAUGCCCAUCACUUUUUUUCACUUCCACUUUGGUUAAUUACGGUUAUUAUAAUAUACACGAAAAAAUUACUCAAUUCUGAUUGGCUGAGAAAGGAGUGCAAACUUGUAACACAAGUGCAAAUUACAAAUGGUUUCUGAUUGCCUGAAAACACAAAAGAAACCACCAAGAACAAAUCAGAUUAGAGCUGUUUUAACAACAAAAUUCAAAAAAAUGGCCACGGUUUUCAGCAGACAAUGACGGAAUUUAAUUUUGUACGCAAAACAACAAUAGAAAAGUUAAAAAAAUAUUCCAAAAACCCGAACACAGUAAAAAGUACGGGCUCGUGCACUUUUGUUGGUCUUUGAAAAAUUUACUCAUGCUUAUUUAUUCCAAAUCAGGGCUGUGCUCUAGCAGAGCCCGGUGGCCCCUGGCGCCUAACUUUUGCCCUCGGGCGACUAGAAAAUCUCAAAUUUUUCAUGCAAAUCAUAUGCUGGGCACCCUAGAUUAUAAUGUUUCAGAGCACUAGGCUCCCUUCAAUUUUCCUUAGAGCACAGCCUUGCCAAAUUGCACGCGAAAUCAUGUGAUAACCUAUACUUACUAGAUUCUCUUUCUCUAGAUCUAUAAAUUUAUGAAUCAGGGGGAAUAAGAAGUCUCUGAUGGUCUUAUUCCACACAUCUACUCAAAAGUAUAAUUCACUUAAACAUGUAUAAAUGUAUCUCUAGCAAGGGAACCAGAUAUGGACAGCUACAGUGACUAUGAUUAUGAAGAUGAUGCCAUGGAGCCGGAGCCACCACAGAAAAGAACAAUACCAACAGUGUUUAGAUGGGAGAACGGCGGCAGAGACGUGCUACUGGCUGGGAGUUUUAAUGAAUGGAAAGCAAGGAUUCCCAUGAACCUGAGGUUAGGGUUAACCAUUUUGUGAUCCUGUAUUUGAAUUUCAGUGCUACCAAAAUUGUUGAAAAGGGUUCAUAUACUGGCUCUAUCAUUUACCACUAGUUAAAUUCUUAAAAUGAUGUGAGGAUGGCCUGAAAAAAGAAGGUCUUGUAGUAGCCUUGCUUCUUUUUUAGGAGAGCUUUUGGACCUUAAGGGUCCAUACCAGGCUAUUUUUGACAAUUCAAGGUCAAUUAACAAUUAUUGCCUGCGUUAUUCCAGCAAAAAAUGUACCCCCCAACUGAAGACACAUUAUUAAUUUUUUACUCCCCCUCUUCCCCCUGGGUUUCUAAAAUUGCUUGAGCGGCUCUGCCCUCAGGAUUUCUAGAGCACCCUGAUUCUUUUACUCUUUGCUACAUAUCUUAAGCACCUUUUUGCUAAUAUUUAAAGGAAGUGUAUGUACAUGUUCUGUUUUUGAAAGUUUGUAUUAUCAUUGUUAUUCGUUAUUUUCUUUUUGUAGUCAAGGAGAAUUUUCAGCUAUAAUUGAACUUCCUGAAGGAGAACAUGAGUACAAGUUUUGUGUUGAUGGGCGCUGGAUUCACGACCCAAAUGCUGUGAGUACUUAGCACAAGAUAAUUUAUGAAGAUAAAAGUCAAUUUCUAACCAUACAUAAUUGUGUCUAUACAGGGUUUUCAUUAAGUGCCAGUAGCCGGCUAAAAACCGGCUACUGGGAGGUUUGAGCCAUCUACUUUUUUGGGAAAUAGGGUAAAGUGAGAGAGUGAAAGCCUCGAAUUGCCUACAAAACUCAAUUGGCAAGGCACCUACUUUUACAUCCUAACUGUCUACUUUAAAAUGUAAUGAGAACCCUGUAGUAUGUUAAUCAUUAAUAAUAAUUUAUUAUGUUUGUAUGUAUCGUCUUCCUGCCAAGCAGCAGUUAAAUGUUAAGAAGUAGUAUUUUCAAUGGAGGGGGAAGAGGAGCCAUGACUGCAGAAAUGACGUUUCCAUAAUUAUCCAAAGUGAUCAAUCACCUUACAAGGUGGUCAAAGCAUUUUUUCUAGAAAAAUAAAGCAUUUUAAAAUAAGACUAAAAUUAUGCCUAAAGUGACACACUUGCUCAAUAUAAAAAUCUCACUUUGCAAAAGUGGAGUAAAAACCAACUACAGUAUAUUACAUUGCAUUGCAUGCUCAUUAAUGCACCAAUUACAUCUACAAAAACCUUUCACAGGAGAACAUAGAUCUGACAUUUUAAGUCAACUUUGUUGCACUGAUAGAUCUUAUAUCAUCCAUUUCAACUGCAUACAUUAAUAAGCCCUUUUUACUUUCUUCCUUACCAACAGCCAACCACAAAUGACAAUUUUGGAGGUAGAAACAAUGUGAUCAAUGUGAAGAAGUCUGACUUUGAAGUGUUUCAAGCUCUCGAGUCUGAUGCAAGUGCAAGUAUUGGUUCUGCUGGAUCAAUAAGUGAGUUACUAGCAAGGAUUAAAAAUUAAUAACAUAAGCUAUAUCAAAGGCUUGCACCACUUGCAGUUAAAGAGCAAAAAGUACAAUCAUUCAAAACUCAACUACCCUUAAUUAUAUUAAUUGCCCCUUUUUAAAUAUAACUUGAGUCCCUUUUGUACUGCUUGUGACAUGAGCCUUAUUAAUGAUCUAAUUUCUGCAGGGGGAAAAGAACACUCAAAAACCAUAAUUGAAUGAGUUCAAGGUCUUUAUAACAGCAACCCUCCAAGUUGCGACCAUUUUGGUCGCCAUAGCGCCUAAGAUUUUGCAACUAGCGACUUGAUUUGUAAAAAAGUCUCCCUAAACCAAAAGAGUUGGUUGCCAAAUGGUGACAAAGCAAAAACUUUAACUUAGAGGGUUCAACAGGCCAGAGAAAAAUACACAAGAAAUACAAUGGAAAGUUGACUAGAAAAUUCCAAUAAUGAUCUUUUUCACUGCCCUCUACAUUAACCUGACCUGUUUAAAAUAAAUUAAAAAGAAUUAUUCCAGAAUCCAUGGAGUCUUGCCCAAACUUUUUCCACCAAAACGAUUUAAGCCUGGUAAAUUCUCAGCAAAUGAAAUAUGUGGGAAGCAAAAAAAGGGAAAGAAGGUGGUGAUGAGAGAAAGCAAAUGGUGACAUUAGACAAUGUUGAGUACCACGGUGACCAUAAAACUAAAAAAUCUCAACAAUUUGUCUUUAACACUUGCUCAAACUUCAGAAGCUUUUUUUUCAGGCUAUUAUAAGUAAUAUAAUUAUUACUGUAUGUUAGCUCAUGGUUAUUCAGGGCUCAAAUAAAGUCCCAUUUGGUAGUCCAAGACAAGUAGAUGUCCUUUCCAUGAAGACAAAGGAAACCAUCUUAGAUUUCCAAAACUGGUCUUGCCAAUUAAACAGUUCUUAAUAUAUAGAUUUAGCCAGGGCUAAAAGCGAAGCUCUGGUUAAUAAUACGUGUAAACAAAAAACAUUAAAUCUUGUGACGCUAAACAGGGGACGACAAUGAAAAUGGCUUCAAGAGUAAUAGAUCUAAUUAGCAAAAAAACAAAUUGCACGUGCAGCCACUUUUUCUUCUAAUUAGCAAAAAGCAAAUUUGCACGUGCAGCACGCUUUUCUGUCUUUCCCUUGCCGUUGUUUUGCAUGACUACAACACUGUUUUGUACGAGUAAAACAUCAAACUUCCUAGUUACACACUAUUUUUAUGGAGAAAUUGUCGUAUGUGCUUCGCUUUUAUUUUUCACUGCCGCUCAUUUUCAACUUGCUGGCUGCCAGCAUUUCUCAUUUUCUCACCGCCGCUUUGAAUUUCCAUGUUUUUGUUCCAACGAAUUUUCAAUAACUCGCUCUAGCUUUUUCUCUGUUAUCCACGUUAGUGUACACAUAAAAAAUAACGCCAAAAAAAGACACGACUUUUUUCUUUCUACAAGUCCGUUCAGCCAUGUGAUUUCCUUACAAAUAAAAUCUUGAGUUGCAUUUGGGUUCCCAUACCUGUUGAUUCAGUUAUUUUACAUUGGUAUCCCUGUGGUGCGGACGGACGGUCGUACGGUCACGCGAUUACCAAAUUUUCUGGGAUGGGUAGAUUACCACAUUUCCUUAGCUAUAUGGGGCUCCGCCCAUGCGCGCGCUUCACGUGCGGGUGGAGCUCCGCUAUUAAGACUCUAUGGCUACCAUUCAUUGUUGGGGCCUAAAUCUCUUCACGUUAACAACAACAUUAAAGGAGUUAUACACAGAUAGGGUCAAGUAACAAUAAUUUUUAAUACAUUAGCAAGUCACCCUCUAACAUAAUCACUAAGACGAGCAAGAAGUGACCCCUGGCAAGCAAAAAUAUACAUGAGAGCUACUUGCCCAAAGGACAAGCUGAAAUUCAAGGUUUUUUUGUUGUCGUUUUUCCGAGCCCUAUUCUAACUUACAAUCUGCUUCCUUUACUGUUAUAGAGUCAUUGUCUGGAUCUCCCCCUGGUUCCUAUAGCCAGCUUAUUCCAUCACACCACACACCUGUUACAGUGCGUGACGGAAUGCACUCCAGUGUUCCUCCAGUACUUCCACCUCACUUGCUCCAUGUUAUACUCAACAAAGAGGUUGUGGAUCACAAUGACCCAUCACUGCUUCCUGAGCCAGAUCAUGUGUCUCUCAAUCAUCUUUAUGCACUCUCCAUCAAGGUGAUUACUGGUACAUGGUGUUAUUAAUGAGAAUCAUUAUUUUGCUUAAUUGGGCAUUUCCAGAAUAAUUUAUCCAAAACAUACCACGGACAGCUAAGUUUUAGAAUUCUGGGGGCAAGGGGGUUCUUUGAACUGGAAAUUUGAAGGCAUGCAUACUUACAAAGAAUUAUUGGAAUCCAGCAGGUAUGGGGGUUUUAGAUCUGGAAUUUCCACAGGGGACAGACAAAAGUUUAUUCCUUGAAAGUGCUUAUAUGUUAUGGACUACUUAAAAGAAGAAAAAUGAUGUCUUUUGGAAAAGAAAGCUUGAUAGAAUUUUUUUUGGCGCAUAAAUCUGUUUUGCAAGACUUAGUACAUGUAAGAAUGGUUAAGAGUGCACUCACUAAUACAUAACUGUAGCCUAAAUUGGCUUAGCUAAGCAGGUAUCAAGUACUUUUUGUUCUGUUUUGUUUGUUUAUUUGCUUGCUUGUUUCAUUUUUAUGACAGCAUUAUUGGUGUAUCUAUUUUUACAUGUUUAUGUUCUAUUUUUUUGGUAGGAUGGUGUGAUGACAUUGAGUGGAACUCAGCGGUAUAGGGAGAAGUUUGUCUCAACUCUUCUUUAUAAACCCAUCAAUUGUAAAUAGCCUGUGCAAAGGAUAGUAGCAUCUUAAAAAAGAAACAUGUAUAAAUAAAUUAUCGAACAUUUUUAAUAAUAUUAUGCCAAAGGUUACAGUCUUUUUGUACAAUAAUAGUUUAACAGCCAUUUUUCACACUUUCCUUCAAAUUCUGUCAAAAUGACAGACAAACAGAUGCCUGAUGUUCAAAAGUAACCAAGAUGAAUUGUCCAUCUGACUUGGAUUACUCAACAGAAAAUCUGUUCUAGAUGGGUAGCCCUUUGCUAGGGUAAAAACUGCUAAUAUGAAGAGCAUUCUUUGACCUACAGCCUGUACAAUGUACCUACAAAAGCUGUUUUCUCCCACAGAUUUACUCAAAAGGUCCACCACAUCAAGUGUGAAAACAUAAGAUAAAUUAAGGAACUAACUGUUGCUUUUGUUCAUGGUUUUGUGGAUACAGUCAGCUCUUGCCUGGCUAUGAUGGACACCCUGAUAAUGCAAACAGCAGCUAAAUUCCAAACAAAAAUAUAUUACAGAAUUUUCACUGAAAUAAACUCCCACAAUACGGGCUCUCACUAAUAAGAACCAGGGGCGGAUCUAGGGGGAGGGUGCAGGGGGUGCACACCCCCCCUGAGAUGACUUGCAGCUUUCUAAUUAACACUGUGCAGUCGCUUCACAGCUAAUACAAAAUUUGCUGUAUCGUUUGAUAUGUAUUCUCAGCAGCUCACAUUAUGUUAUUGCCUAGUCAAAAGCCUUCUUCUUCAUAUUCGCUUUUAAAAUUUGUUUACGUCAUCGAUCAGUUACGCCAUCCCUUAGUGCUGCACCCCCUCCUAAGAAAAAUCCUGGAUCCACCCCUGAGAACACUAGCUCGAGGUCUCUUUAGCGCUGCUAUAGAGAGUUGACUGUACAAUGUACUUGAUAUUCCAGGAGUGGCUAUGAUUUUUAGAACAGGGGGGUGACACUGCUGCACACCCAGGGUACUUGCCAGAUUGGGAGCAUGAGGGCAGAGACAAGCCUUAAGGCUGUGCCCUGAGAAAAAUUGAAGGGUGCCCUGGAUCUGUGUAAUCCAGGGUAUCCAGCAUAUGAUUUCUAAUUAUGAAAAAUUCUUAGAAUCUGAUUUUCUAGUCACUGAGGAGGAAAAGUUAGAUGCCAGGGGCCACUGGGCAUUGCUGAAGCACAUCCAUGAGGCUGCAAAAUAGCUGCAUACAUGUAGAUGGGUCACCCAGUAAGAUGGAAUAAAAUGUUCUUAUAACAAGUGCUGACAACAAUACUUUGAUACAAAACGUUUUUAACAAAGUGAGCUUUCAAACUGUGGUAUUUUUAACAAAAUAUUUGGAAGACAGCAGCCUUCAAAAACAGCAAAUUUUAAGAUUUAAGUUAAAGAGUGGAAUUUUCUAAUGUUUUGGUGGAAAAAAAGGAAAGGGAUUUUCCAUAGGCUUCCCAGGAUUGCCCCCCAGCCAUGAUGUUAUUAGAUCUACUGGUACUUGUAACAAGAGAAUGAAAAAUAGCUUAAACAGAGAGGGCAUUCUGUAAAAGGCUGUUUGUAGUAACCAGUAAGUUGAAAAUAACAAACCUAAGAAUGAUUAAAAAAUACAGGAGUG
Porites lobata is the source of this 8627-nucleotide messenger RNA. NCBI's taxonomy places the organism in Eukaryota, Metazoa, Cnidaria, Anthozoa, Scleractinia, Poritidae. The record is from the annotation of a GenBank genome assembly.